This is a messenger RNA of Brassica napus (rape), 1601 nucleotides long. RefSeq names its product GPI-anchored protein LORELEI. The record is from RefSeq and is a predicted model, not a curated record. The transcript has 3 exons. Lineage: Eukaryota; Viridiplantae; Streptophyta; Magnoliopsida; Brassicales; Brassicaceae. Bases 779 to 1342 code for a protein of 187 amino acids.
AGGAUUUAAAAAAAAACACAGAAACAAAACAUUUUUUUUUCUCCUUUCUAUAUGUUUUGAGGAAUGAAGUAGAUUGUUCGUUUGUUUUAUAUCGUCUUGCUAGGAAAAAUUGUUACUCUGAAUUGAAUUCUUUAAACUUAUUUACACUUAGCACAGUUCAAAGGAUUAUCACAUGGAUUUAUGUUACACUAUUUAAAUAUUUAAAUAUUUCUUUGAUGAUACAUAUAACACUCUAAUAUGUAUCACUACACCCAAAUUUAAAUUGUGAACAUUCUCAACAUUUUACAUCUAAAAAUAGAAUCAACCGCAAUACAUAAAUUGUGAACAAAAAACCACAAUACAUAAAUACUAGAGCUAACAUUUUUUAACUUAAAGAUAACAACAAAACAAACUCUGCUGAAUCCCUUCAUUAAUUGUAUUAUUCAUACUUUUAACUGUGAACAAUUAAUAAAAUUUGACACAAAAAAGACAGUGCACAAUUACACAUUUACAAUUUCAAAUUGAUUUAUUUUGCAGAUCUAUAAAGUUUAGUAGUCUCUAAUGGAUAUUACACUAGUAGGAAAAACUUUAUCAUAAAAUAAAAAGCUAACUUAAAGUUCGUUUGAAAGUGUUAUCAUCUUAAAAUUGAAGGGAUCUUUUGAAAUGAUUAGAUAUUUGUCUAGUAAGGUACAUUUUUUUCUUUUUAUAGUUUUGAUUGUUUAAAUUUAAUUAUUUAAUUAAUCUUGACGUUUUCUAAGCAAUUAAAACCGUUGACAUUUUGAAGAAAUUAAUAUCUGAAAUGUUCUUUGUCUUUCCGUUGUUUGGUUUCACCAUAACUCAUUUCUUAAAGUCUUCUUCUUUAGUUUUAACCUUUUGUUUCAUGGAGGUAAAACUAUUUUUCCUUCUGAUAGCAUUAUUGGUGACUCUCUCAUCUUCAAAUUCCACAUCAAAUAUUGUGUUUGAAUCUCGAACAUCGGUUAGUGGAAGAAGCUUACUUAGUGCCAAGAAACAAUGUGAAGUGGACUUUCAGAGUAAGAACUACACGGAUCUGACGAGACAGUGCAGAGGUCCGACGUAUCCAGCGACAGAAUGUUGCGCGGCGUUUAAACAGUUUGCAUGUCCUUACGCGCAUCAAAUCAACGACUUGAAUACUGACUGUGCCAAGGUAAUGUUCAGCUACAUCACCGUUCACGGUAACUAUCCACUUGGCCUUUUCGCCAGCGAGUGCAAAGAAACGAAAGUGGGACUCGUUUGCCCUUCUUCACCUCGCGUUUCAGCCGCUCCUCAUCACACCACGCUGGUGGUCUCUGCCGCAACCGCUGUUUUGGCUUUUCUAGUGUUUUGGUUUAACAAUGAAAAGUAAUAGCGCUCCAACAAAAUAAACUUAUCUUUUGAUUCUGUAACCAUUAAUGUUAACAAGAACUGUGUAAAGCCAAAAGAAAUGAACAGAGUUUGCUAAAAAUAACCAAAAGGGUCAUGUGGGUAUAGCAAUAUCAGAAAAACUCUGGUAACAAUUGAGACAUGAACACCAAACCUACUGUUAGAAGCAACACUAACUGUAUAAGGAAACAUGAAGUGAUCUUACAUGCUCUCUUGUUGAUGGUUCAAGUGGUUUCAAGCAU